Messenger RNA from Gryllus bimaculatus (two-spotted cricket), 1221 nucleotides. Lineage: Eukaryota; Metazoa; Arthropoda; Insecta; Orthoptera; Gryllidae. The record is from the annotation of a GenBank genome assembly.
AUGGACGUACUCCUAUUAGUAAAAUGGAGUGCGCUUGCUGAAACAGGAGGUCGUUACUCUCCCAGCGCGCGCCGAGUUCCCAAUGGAAAAAAACGUUUGCCGGCGUCGGGGUUAAGUAUGAAGGGAAUCCGUUGCGCUGAGAGAUUGGGGACACGGAGAGUGAAUCCCUGGCAGCAAGCCACGGGCCGGGCCGAAGCGCAUGUGGUGAAGAUUUAUGACUAUGCGUUCUGUGCUCUUGUGUUGCAGCGCUCCUGGGGACUGCGACUGUUGCUGAACUUGGGCGUGGGGUCGGCCCUGGUGUUCUUUGUGUCGCUCGGCGCUGCGCAAGCCGACCCCGCUAAUUGGGCAGCCGACCAUCCCACCUCCAGCGGUUGGGCUGCCGGAGAAAGGGGUUUGAGUAGUAAUUACGACCGAGACUUGUGUGGUGGUGUUGUGUGUGCUGAUGGUGAUGGUCAUGGUGAUAAUAAUGGUGGUGAUAAUCGGAGCGGGAACGCUAGAAUUGUAGUACGGGUGGUGGUAGAGGACGCUGUAAUAUUAGAAGAUCCUCUGGGUUAUGGUCGUAUCCGCGGUGUCUGGCAGAAGCGUCGUGCCGCGCCGUGCCGCGCCGUGCCGCGCCGUGCCGUGCCGUUCUGUUCCAUUCCGUGCCGCGCCGUGCUGCGCCGCGCCGUGCCGUUCUGUUCCUUGCCGCGCCGUGCCGCGCCGUGCCAUUCCAUUCCGUUCCGUUCCGUGCCGCGCCGCGCCGUGCCGUGCCGAGACGCGCCGCGCCGUUUCCGUCGUGCCGUGCCGCGCCGCGCCGCGCCGCGCCGUACCGUUCCGUUCCGUGCCGAGCCGUGCCGUACCGUGCCGUGCCGUGCCGCGCCGCGCCGCGCAGUUUCCCUGCUGCCGGCGGCGGCGCUGCUGACGGCGGGCUUCCUGGGCUACGCCGGGGCGCUGGGCGACGCCCCGCAGAGCAGCCCCGGCGGCCGCGCCCUGCGCGCGCUCGCCGCCCUCGUCUUCGCCCUCUCCACCUACGUGGCGCUCGCCGUCGUCCUCACCAUGAUGGUGGGCUACAGGGGCCUGGAGUGGUCGGAGGUGCCGCUGCUGCGCGCCUUCGAGCUGCGCGACGUGGACUGGGCGCGCCUCGUCAUGGCCGUGCUCUCCGUGCUGGGGCUGGCGCUGGCGCUGCUGGAGCUAGCCGCCCCCGCCCACGCCGCCCUCGUCGCCCUCGCAGGUACGCGCUCC